AUGAAGUGCUUUGAACCUGGAGAUAACGUAGCUCAGAUCUCCAUUGGGAGCAUUGUCUCUGACAGGCAUGCCGUUCUUGCCAAAUGUCUCAGUGAGUCCUAUAUUGCUACGCUUCUCCCUGCUACCAUCUUCUGGUCUUCAGCUCUUUGGUGCUCUGCUGCUCUCUGUGAAGUGCUCGGCUUCCACCUCCUGAGGAAUUUCCACGGAGUCGUUGACCACAAAGACUGCAAGCUCAAUGUGAGUCAGCAGUGUGCCAUAUGGCAGCUUAAAAAACCUAAUGUGGGUUGGCUGGGCUGCUCCCGUUCUUUGCUCCCACAGCAGCUGCUGCAGCUGCUUCCCCGGGAGCUGGCGUCCAGGGCCGUGAUGUCAGCUUCCACCAAGUGGUUAGAUCCAUCACCUGCCACCCUCCAGGUUGGGGAGAUCUUCUCCACUGCUGGUGCUGCCUUCACAAAGCUUGGUGAACUGACAGUGCAGCUGCAUUCAGUGUUGGACUCCUCCCCUGCUGGUGCCAAGUGGACAGACACCGAGAUAGAGAUGCUGAGGGCUGCGGUAAAACGAUUUGGGGAUGAUCUUAAUCACAUCAGCUGUGUCAUCAAAGACCCGACUGCUGCUCAAAUAAAGUCUAAGGUGAAACAAAAGGUAUAUGAAGACUCUGGCCUCCCUCUUCCAACUGAAUCAUCCAAGAAGGGGCCUAAGAAGGGAACAUCUAGUGUUCUGGUUCCUGCCCUACCUGUACUCCCACCCACUGGGUCUAGUGUCCCAGAAACUGGAGGCCCUCCCCUGAAGAAGCAGAAAGCUGAUGUGACACUGAGCACCCUGAAUGACUCAGAUGCCAACAGUGACCUAGUUUACAUUGAGGUACUAGGGGAGGCACCCCCAGCCAAAGAAACUCAACUUCGACUAGGCCUGAAACUAGACUCUGGACUUCUCAUGUCCUCUGCUGAUCCUCCUUUGCUCUCCCAAUAA
Phascolarctos cinereus (koala) is the source of this 966-nucleotide messenger RNA. The record is from RefSeq and is a predicted model, not a curated record. NCBI's taxonomy places the organism in Eukaryota, Metazoa, Chordata, Mammalia, Diprotodontia, Phascolarctidae.